AACACAAAGUUAAAUUUCGGUAGCUGUUGAAUGCAUGAGGAAACAAAAUCAUGGCUCCAAAGAAAAAUCCACGUGCUCCUGGUGGAACAUUGUCAACGAAGAAAACAUCGACAUCGUCGACAAAUAACAAAAAUAAAACGUCAGUAGCAAAGAGAGGUACUCAGCAGAAAAAUAACGUUGCUGCCAAAGAGAAACAUCUAGCAAAAAUAAACAGUAAAGAGAUAGAUGUUAAAACAACAAAAAAGAAGCCCAAAACUCAAGAGGAUGUUGCAGCCAUUAAAAUCCAAAGACAGUACAAAUGUUUCUUAGCCAGAAGAAAACUCUUGAAACUGAAAAAUGAAAAGCAGGAAUACGAAGACAUGAUUGAGCAAAUUCAGAAAAAGGCCUGGCUUGAUAUUAUUGAGCAACAAAGAAAAGAAGAUGAAGAAAAAAGACUUAAGGAAGAAGAGGAACGAAGGAAAAGAAGACAAGAACUAAAAUGGAGAAAAGAUAUUUUAACUGCAGCAUUUGAUGGAGAGUUAGAUGAAAUAAAGAAAAUAUUGGAAUUGGUUGAAGAAAACUGUAAAACUUCUUCACUUACUGGACCUGCAUUACAAAAUUCUAUUCAGAGAUACAGGAUGAGUCUAAUUGAAUGCAAAGACGCAAAUGAUAACUGUGCACUGUCAGAAGCAAGCGCUGGUGGCGACCCUGGCACUGUAUUGUUUUUUAUUCAAAAUGGAGCAUCUAUAAACUCUAUUGGUCAGCACCAUCGAACUCCGAUCUAUCGCGCUGCAUUUGCUGGCCAUUUUGAUGUUGUUAAGACUUUGUUGGAGCAUGGUGGUGAUCCAAGAGUUUUAGACUCUGAUGGAGUAACUGCUGCACAGAUAGCUGCUCUCCCCGAGAUUAGACAAUUUAUUGAAGAGUGGGAUGUUUCACAUACGGAUGUGUUAUUGGAGAAAUUAGAGAAAGAAAAUGAGCUUAGAAAGGCAGAACAACAUAGAAUGCAAAAAGAGGAGCAAGAUAGAAUCCAAAUGACAUCAGAUAGAUUAGAGAAAGAAUUCUCAAAUAAACAAAAAGUUCUGCAACGAGCUUAUCAAGAACUAAACAAACGUAUCAAUGAACACGACAAAUGCACAGCGAAAGGUUAUGAAAGAACCGAUGUUACAUUGAAGGCCAUUCACGCGGCAGAAGAAAACCUGUUAAAAGCCCAGAGAGAAGAGAAGGCUUGUCGAGAAGAGCUUUCAAAAUAUAAAUCAGAUAUUCGAGACCAGUGUAUAGCUGCAGAAGGCGAUGAUUCAAGAUGUGUGAAAUGCAAUAUUAAAGAACUUGACGAUGUCAUCAUGCGUGAUGUUGGGGAUAAGAUCAAGGAAAGUAAAAAGUGGCCGCUAUUAAUCGACACGUCGAAUCAAGCAGCAACAUUUUUACGUUACCGCGAUACAAAUUACGUAAAUGUUUUAAGUCCAAAGGACAUGGAGAAUGAAUCACUAAGAAAAGCAUUAAUUGGAGCUAUCAGGUAUGGAAAGGCACUGGUCCUUGAUAUGAUGGAGAUAAACUUGCUCAAAUUCAUUGAAGAACGAUUAUAUGAAAUAGAAGAAAACCUUUUCCAUUCUCUUCUCAAUGGGACAAUCCUUAAAAACGAAAAGUAUUUAUCACUGGUGCGGAAAGAUGACGGUGUGGAUUAUUUAAGGGAAUCUUUUACAGAGAUCAGGAUUAGACGAUUUUCUUUAAUUAUAGUCACGAAAAUGUGGCAAGUACCAGACGAAUGGUUAGAUAUGUUUUAUGGUAUAAAAAUUGUCACCCCUUCUGUGAGCUAAAUUCUAUUAUCAAUAUGAAAAAACAAGAAUUAUGUAGGCAUGCAUUCUCGCCCCCAGGGUAUUUUGCCUUCUUGACAUGAGAGCUUAUAUUAAAGGCAAAAAACCCUGUUGACGAGGGUGGUAGGUAUUCAUUUUAUACUAAGAAUGUUUUACCCCAAAUCGGAUUUCUGAUUACUUUGUCCAUCGCUAGCAUACUACCUGACACUAGAAUUGCUAGCCGUAAACGAACACACCACGCUAUGUGUUAGCGACACAGUCCGAUAGCGUAUCCAGAUGGCGAGUGCAUG
Messenger RNA from Hydractinia symbiolongicarpus, 2080 nucleotides. Its product is annotated as IQ motif and ankyrin repeat domain-containing protein 1-like. Lineage: Eukaryota; Metazoa; Cnidaria; Hydrozoa; Anthoathecata; Hydractiniidae. Gene Ontology annotation, biological process: regulation of barbed-end actin filament capping. Gene Ontology annotation, molecular function: protein binding. The transcript has 14 exons. The coding region runs from base 51 to 1793 and encodes 580 amino acids. The record is from RefSeq and is a predicted model, not a curated record. Gene Ontology annotation, cellular component: cytoplasm; nucleus.